This is a messenger RNA of Apodemus sylvaticus (European woodmouse), 2186 nucleotides long. RefSeq names its product keratin 222 (gene Krt222). The record is from RefSeq and is a predicted model, not a curated record. Lineage: Eukaryota; Metazoa; Chordata; Mammalia; Rodentia; Muridae. Gene Ontology annotation, molecular function: structural molecule activity. The coding region runs from base 84 to 971 and encodes 295 amino acids. The transcript has 6 exons.
CGCAGGCAGGGCCGGCCGGCUCUGCCGCAGCGACUCAUCCCAUCGCUAAGGUCCAGUUAGCCAAGGUGGAGGAUGGGAAAAGAAUGGAACUGUCCCAGCUCCUCAAUGAGAUCAGGGCAAACUAUGAGCAGCUCCUCACCAGAAAUCAGAUAGAGACGGUGCUGUCAACACGGAUGCAGCUAGAGGAAGAUAUAACCAAAAAAAUGGACAAAGAUGGAGAAGCUCUGAAGGCAGCUCAGGCUGAACUCAAGGAGGCCCGCCGACAGUGCCACCACCUACAAGUGGAAAUCGAGUCUCUCCACGCUGUGGAAAGGGGGCUUGAAAACUCCCUGCAAGCCAGCGAACAGCAUUACCAGAUGCAGCUGCAAGAUCUGGAGUCGGUGGUUGGUGGACUAGAGAAGGAGCUGCAGGAAGUGAGGCGUGGCAUCGAGAGGCAGCUUCAAGAGCAUGAGAUGCUUCUCAACACGAAGAUGAGGCUGGAGCAGGAAAUAGCCACGUACCGUCGACUGCUAGAACAGGAAGAGAUCAGAUAUUAUGGUUGUAUCCAAGGAGAGAAAAAAGAAGAAAAGCCUACCAAAAGUAAAGUUGGCUUUCUUCUCCCCUCAGCCAUUAUAAAUGAAAUAUCUUUCUCGACAAAAGUCUCACAAAAGUAUGAAAGUGAAAAUAUGGAGACAGUGACCAAACAGGCAGUAGUGAACGGAGACGGGGAGAAGGAGGGCGCCCAGGCCCGCGGCACCAUUCAGACAGAGAAAGUGGAUGAAGUUAUAAAAGAAUGGGAAGGUUCAUUCUUUAAAGAUAACCCUCGACUGCGGAAAAAGUCCGUUUCUCUCCGGUUUGAUCUCCAUUUAGCAGCCACCGAUGAGGGCUGUUUAGAGAGCAGACAUGAUAAUCUGCCAGAUAUCGAAGUCAGACUUAUCAUGAGAAGAUCCUGUAGUAUUCCCUCCAUCAAACCCCCACCAGGAACCAACUAACUGGAGAGUGUAUUUAUCAAGGGCACUAGGAUGGGCCUACAUAGGCCAUACAGACCCCCAGACCCAAAUGUAAGUUAUUUUCCAUGGAUAGUGUUAAGACGCUGUGGGCUGAGGCUCUCUGCAGAGAACACACAAAAGGUGAUGCUGCUAGGACUCCAAAGAUGAGCAGGAUUGUUUUGUGUUUUGUUUUGUGUUUUGUUUUGAGAGGGGUUGCUUAAAAAUAAAUCAGAAAUCCAGUAUGGGUUCUGUUUUAUUUGUCAUCUAAAUUGUCCUUAUUCUGGCAAGCUUUAAGUAUUAAGGUGCCUUCAUUAAGUUUGUAAUUUUCCUCAAAGGCUGAACAUCCUAAGGAAAACAGAAUAGCUUGUUUGAAAACUGAAGAGCUACAGUGAGUUUCUCUCCAUGGUUCCAGGACCAGCUGAACCUAGAAUGUUCGACUUCUAAAAAGGCAGCAGCUAGGAACAAACGUUUAAGGAGGAGACUCCAUAUUCACUUAGGACUUUUCCUUUUGAGGCAAUCAUUUGAACCUUGGGAACUAGGAAGUGCUCCAUUCAUGAGCAAUUCUAAAUGAAUCGUAGAGCACACUCCAAGGCUCUUUUGAUUAUUAAUAAAAUUGGGUUACUCUAUAUCUUAAAGCUUUUUUCAAAUCAGUAUCAGGAGAGUCAGUUUGUUGAAAGAUAAAGGUUGUAUACACCACACACACUCCAGCUAUACAAACCUUUUUAAAGCACAUUGAAAAGGUGGUGACUCCAGUUACUAGGACAGUUACCCAGCUGCUCACCAGCUGCAAAUAAAGUGUGAGUAGUGUCUGCUAUGGGCCUCAGAGGAGAGAUUCUACAAACUCGGAGAAAUAGUCCUUGCAGUCAUUUCUGUGAACUAACAGCAUAGUAUUGCUAUCUGAGCUAAGAGUGUCUGCAGAACUUGUUUUUAAAUUGUUCAAACUGUAAUAAAUAGAGAUGUGAAAUAUAUUCGUGAAUAAGUGAAAAAUUGUUGCAAAGUUUUUUUCUGUUUUUUAAAAUUAUUUACUUACCAUACAUGUAUUCCUGCACACCAGAAGAGCGUGCCAGAUCUCAUUACAAAUGGUUGUGAGCCACCAUGUCUUUGAUGGGAUUGAACUCAGGACCUCUGGAAGAGCAGCCAGUGCUCUUAACCUCUGAGCCAUCUCUCUAGCCCCAUUGCAAAGGUUUGUUUUGUUUUUUAAAAAAACCUAAAUUUGUU